Messenger RNA from Paramecium primaurelia, 1747 nucleotides. The record is from the annotation of a GenBank genome assembly. Lineage: Eukaryota; Ciliophora; Oligohymenophorea; Peniculida; Parameciidae.
AUGCUGACUGAUUUUUCUUCCUUCUUUGAUAAUUUCGAAGUAGUUCAUAAAAUCAAACAUAUAUGGUCUAAGUUUCAGCUUUCAUAAUAUGAAGUAAAUUAAAAUGCUAAUAACCCUAGAAUGAUUCAAUAAUCUUUGAAUCUGUGUGUCAUAAAAUAAGUAGAAAAAAGAAAUAACUCAAACCUAUCUCAAUUUAAUUAGGAUAAGAAUAUAUGUAUGUUUUUAAAAAUAAAAACCCUGUUGGAAUGUUAUAACUAACAGUAGUUAUAAUGAACAUUUAUAAAACUGAUUAUGGAAUGGCUAUUAGAUUAUAAAGAAAUGGAUAAUAUGUUGAUAUUAUUACACAGGAUGUUAAUAUUCUCAAGUAACUAUUGUAAUACAAGUGUCUACAAACUACAUUUCAUGAUGAAUUUAGUGUAUCUAAAAUGAUAGGAAAAGGAAGCUUUGCUAAAGUUUAUCUAGCAGCCAAAAAAUCUUCAGGGAUCUAAUAUGCAAUAAAGGCAUUCAAUAAAGAGUUCAUGCUUGAAUAAUUUAAAGGAAUGGAAAGUUUAGAGAAUGAGAUAAGAGUUAUGCGUAGAUUAAAUUAAGAAAGUCUUGUACAUUUAUAUGAAACAUAUGAAACAUAAAAUUCAAUAUAUUUUGUUAUGGAUCUUUUAUAAGGAGGUGAAUUAUUGACUAGAGCUCAAGCUCAUCCAUUUUCAAGUGAAUCUUUAUAAAAAUUGAUGUACAAUUUUAUUAAAGCACUUGUACAUAUUCAUAGCAAAAAAUGUAUUCAUCGAGAUUUAAAACCAGAAAAUUUAUUAUUAAAAACUAAAGAAUCUUCAACUGAUAUUGUUAUUGCAGAUUUUGGAUUAGCAACUUUUCUUAAUGAGGAUAUCAUAUUUAAAAGAUGUGGAACUCCUGGAUUUGUUGCACCUGAAAUCUUAACAUAUAAGGAAGGUGAUCCUUUUUAUGAUGAUAAAUGCGAUAUCUUUAGUGCUGGUGUUAUAUUCUAUAUCCUACUUACUGGCAAGUAACCUUUUUAAGGUUCUGAUUAUAAAACAAUUUUAAGAUCAAAUAAGAAUUGUGAUAUUAAUUACAAUUUAAAGUAAAUAUAGUAGGUAUUAUAUAACAUUCAUAAGUUUAGUCUUCAUAAAAAUUAUAAGACUUGUUAAGAAAAAUGCUUCAGUAAAAUCCAAAAGAUAGACCUAAUGCUGAAACCUGUUUAUAACAUCCUUAUUUUAAAGAACUUUUUAAUCAAAAAGAUUUAAUUGAAAUUCAAUAAAAUUUGAUUGAAUAUGAACUUGAAAAUAAAAAUAGAAUAUUAAAGAAAGGUAGUUUUGAUAGUCAAGUUGGUUCAAUGGAAUUAAUAACUAGAUCUCCUGUUCUCAAUGGUCAUAUUGAUACAGUUGGAUCAUUAUCUAAUGGUUCACCUUUAGAUUCAUCAAGUCGUUUGGAAAAACCAUAAUAAUAAUUAUAAUAAUCUAAAUUUAGUUAAUUCUGUUAAAAUAUGAAGAAUGUUUAACAAGAUUCUAAUAGUAGUUCUCAAGCCUCUCCUUAAAAUAAAAAAAAUGACUCUUAGGAUCUUCAUAAAUUUGCAUUAAAAAACUCAUAUUAGAAAAAACAAAUGAGCAAAGAUGAUGAUUUUAUUAAUGAAGAAUAAACACAAUUAGAAGAUGCCAUUAAAAAAUUAAAUUCUUAAACACCAAAAAUUGGACUAUUUAAAAAGAGUUCAUCCUAUAAGGUACCCAAAACAACAUAGGAAUGA